Messenger RNA from Linum tenue, 699 nucleotides. NCBI's taxonomy places the organism in Eukaryota, Viridiplantae, Streptophyta, Magnoliopsida, Malpighiales, Linaceae. The record is from the annotation of a GenBank genome assembly.
AUGGUGGUGUGGAUACAAUUCCCAGCCUUCCCGGUACACUUCUAUCACAAGGAGAUUCUCUUCACACUUGGGAAUAUGGUGGGCAGAGCAAUCAAGCUAGAUUUUCACACCCAACACCAACAGCGAGCGAAAUUUGCCCGGAUGGCCGUGGAGCUUGAUCUCUCUAAGCCGCUGGUUACGCGGAUCCGGCUGGACGGAAAAUGGCAAUAUAUCGAGUAUGAGAACCUACCAACAUGCUGUUUUGAGUGUGGAAAAAUUGGACACACUUCGUUGACAUGUUCUACGCUAGCGGCGAUAAGUCCACCGCUGGUCGCCGGAGUCAUAGUCAGCGAUCAGGGAAACGCGCCGGCGACACCGUCGGAGGACCGAACAGGCUUUGGGCCAUGGAUGCAGGUCACACGGCGAUCACGGAGGGGAACACACUCGCUAGAAAAAGGAAAGGCUAGCGAAAUCCCAGGGGAAUCAGUAAGUACCGGCAAAGAAGGGAAAGGAAAGAUUUUGCAGAAAGAUAAGGAAAGCUUUGUAGAACAAAAAAGAGAACUGAACCAGAGGAAGGAGACGGGUAAGAAUGGGGCUAAGGAAAAGGGAAAGACAGCUGGAGCCAACCAUCUCAACGGGAAAGAGAAAGGAGAAAAAGAAGUGGCUAGUUCGGCCCAGGGGGGAAAGGGAUCCUUGGGCCCAUCCCGCCUAAUAGAGUAA